Molecule: messenger RNA, 2030 nt
Organism: Linum trigynum
Lineage: Eukaryota; Viridiplantae; Streptophyta; Magnoliopsida; Malpighiales; Linaceae
Source: the annotation of a GenBank genome assembly
UAAUCUCCUCGAUAUAGUGAAACUGGCCCUCUCUCGCCCGUGGACUAGCUAACACACAUCGUGUCAGUGAACCACGUAAAUCGUGUGUCUGUGUUUUUCGAUUUUCGCUUUCGUAUUCUUCCUUUAUUGAAACACCAAGGGUUGUGGGGGCCGCUGUCUGCGAAACAGAAGAAGACAGCGAUCGAUGACGAUGAGUGGAAUACCCUGGGAGGAGAAGGCCCACUCGACCAUCAUGCUAUCGUUGUCUAAUGACGUCAUCAUUGAAGUCGUUGCUGAGAAGAUUGUCGUGGGCUUGUGGUUGAACUAGAGAGUAUGUACAUGACUAAGUCUCUAACCAACAAGCUGCAUCUCAAGCAACAGUUGUUCAGCUUGAGGAUGCAAGAAGGUACGCCUUUGAGGGAACAUCUUGAACAACUUAACUCUAUUUUGCUGGAUCUGCGUAAUAUAGAUGUUCAAGUUGAUGACGAGGAUGAUGCCUUAAUCCUGCUGGUUUCUUUGCCGAGUUCAUAUGAGAAUUUUGUUGAUUGUUUUAUUGCCGGUAAAGAAAGCGUGUCGUUGGAGGAUGUCAAGUCUGCUCUCCAUACGAGAGAGAUCAGGCAUAAGGCGUCCGGAUCUGGUACAGGUGGUGGGGCAUCGGGUUUGGCUGUUACAGGUGGAAAGGGAAAUAAGAAAUCUGGUAAAGAGAAUUCGAACAAGAAUUCUAAGGGUCCUGGUCCACAGCCAGGUGAUGCUUGUCACAACUGUAAGGAAGUGGGGCAUUGGAAGUACAACUGUCCCAGGAGAAGAGGGCAACAGAAGAAAAAAUGUUCAGUUGCCGUGGCAGAAGUGGACAACAGUUCUGAAGACUAUCUCGCCUUGGCUGUAGAUGAGAAGGCACAUCGUGGGGAUGUGUGGUUUCUGGAUACUGCAGCCUCAUACCAUAUGUCUCCGAACAGGGAUUGCUUCACAACCUACGAGCAUAUAGAUGGUGGUAACGUGGUCAUGGCAAAUAGAGAUGUCUGCAAGGUUGUUGGAAUCGGGUCCAUAAAGGUUCGGGCACAUGAUGGUUCGUUCUGUACCGUGAAUGAUGUCAGACAUGUUCCACGAAUGACAAAGAACCUGAUCCUCUUGAGUCUACUCGACAACAAGGGUUUCAGCUUCAAAGGAAAAGGUGGAGUUGUAUAUGUCUGCAAAUGUUCAAGGAAGGUGCUGAAGGGCGUGAAGCGUGGGACCUUGUAUGCAUUACAAGGGUCUGUGUUGUCUAGUUCUGCUGCAGUUGCAUUGUCUCAGGUUCAUCAGGAAGAUAUGACCACUCUCUGGCACAUGAGACUGGGGAAUAUGAGUGAACGAGGGAUGUACGUUCUGUCAAAGAGGGAUCCUAUUUGCGGGCACAAGGUGCAAAAUUUGAAAUUUUGUGAGCAUUGUGUGUUUGGGAAGCUAUAUCGCAACAAAUUUCCCAAUAAGGGUAUCCACCGGACGAAGGGGAUACUGGAUUACCUCCACUCCGACUGUUGGCGUCUUUCACAAGUUGAAUCCAUUGGAGGCAGUAGAUAUUUUCUGUCUAUUAUUGAUAAUUAUUCGAGAUUUACUUGGAUUUUCAUGAUGAAGCAGAAAAGUGAGGCUUUCACGAAGUUCAAGCAGUGGAAUACAUUGGUGGAGAAUCAGACCGGGAAGAAGAUCAAGAAGCUGCGAACGGACAAUGGUUUGGAGUUCUGUAAUUCUGAGUUCAACGAAUUCUGCAAGGAUGAAGGGAUUGCCCGUCAUCGGACCGUUAGAGAUACACCACAGCAGAAUGGCGUUGCAGAAAGGAUGAACUAGACAUUGUUGGAGAGAGCACGAUGCAUGCUCUCUAAUGCUGGACUAGAGAGAAGAUUUUGGGCAGAAGCAGUAAACAUGGCGUGCUUCCUGAUCAACUGUGGACCUCACACAAGUAUCGAGUGUAAGACUCCUUAUGAAGUGUGGUAUGGUAAGUCUACUGAUUACUCUUCACUGAAAGUUUUUGGGUGUCCGGUUUAUUAUCAUGUGGAUGAGAGUAAAUUGAACCCAAGGGC